AUGGCCUCCGUCACGGAGUCCCUUGCCGCAAACGGCAAUGGCGCGUGCGCGGCUGCCGCUCCACUGGACGCCCUGCCGGCUGGUCGCGACCGCCCUGCAGCGCUGAUCUCGCCGUCGAUCCUGUCGGCAGACUUUGCCACCCUGGCGGAUGAGUGCAAGCGAAUCGUGGAUCUGGGGGCCGAUUGGCUGCACAUCGAUGUCAUGGACGGCCACUUUGUCCCCAACCUGACACUGGGUGCGCCUGUGGUGGCGUGCCUGCGCAAGCACUCCAAGGCCUUCUUCGACUGCCACCUCAUGGUGUCAGACCCCGCCGCCUGGGUGCAGGACUUUGCAAAGGCGGGAGCUGACAUGUUCACGUUCCAUUUGGAGGCGGUUGCCGACGUGGCCGACCUGAGCGCCAGCUCAGCACACCCUGCAGUCGCCGACCUGGCAAAGGCGGUGCGAGCCGCCGGCAUGCAGGCCGGCGUGGCGCUGAAGCCUUCGACACCGGCGGAGCUGGUGUUCCCCUACAUCGAGGCCGGGCUGCUGGACUUGGUGCUGGUCCUGACUGUCAACCCCGGCUUUGGGGGCCAGAAGUUUAUGGAGGACGCAGUCAGCAAAUGCGCGCCGCUGCGGGCCAAGUUCCCCGGCCUGCACAUUGAGGUGGAUGGCGGCGUGGGCCCUUCGACUAUCGACGCAGUUGCGGCGGCGGGCGCGAAUGUCAUCGUCGCUGGCAGCGCGGUGUUUGGCGCAGAGAGGCCAGGGGAGGUGAUCGCCACGCUGCGCUCUAGCGUGGAGAGGGCUGCAGCUGUAGGCGCUGUGCAGUGA
Messenger RNA from Monoraphidium neglectum, 807 nucleotides. Its product is annotated as ribulose-phosphate 3-epimerase. The record is from RefSeq and is a predicted model, not a curated record. NCBI's taxonomy places the organism in Eukaryota, Viridiplantae, Chlorophyta, Chlorophyceae, Sphaeropleales, Selenastraceae. Bases 1 to 807 code for a protein of 268 amino acids. The transcript is spliced from 6 exons. Gene Ontology annotation, cellular component: cytosol. Gene Ontology annotation, molecular function: metal ion binding; D-ribulose-phosphate 3-epimerase activity. Gene Ontology annotation, biological process: pentose-phosphate shunt; pentose-phosphate shunt, non-oxidative branch; carbohydrate metabolic process.